Messenger RNA from Letharia columbiana, 393 nucleotides. RefSeq lists its product as uncharacterized. The transcript has a single exon. Lineage: Eukaryota; Fungi; Ascomycota; Lecanoromycetes; Lecanorales; Parmeliaceae. The coding region runs from base 1 to 393 and encodes 130 amino acids. The record is from RefSeq and is a predicted model, not a curated record.
AUGACAGAAACAGAUACUAUGAGAUCUGUUAUCAACGCUCACUUCGAUACAUGUGUUCUGCGCGAACCAUAUACGUCUGAAGUCAUCAACCACCUCGAAAGCUGCACAAUAGCGCAUAUUGCUUCCCACGGCGAAACCGAUAAUCUUGCUCCAAUGAAAAGCCAGCUCCUCUUCAGAGACUAUGGCAAAGAGACACUGAGCGUCCAGACUUUAAGUGAAGCACAUUUUCAACGCUGUCAGCUUGUAUACCUCUCAGCAUGUGAGACGACCGUGAACCAGGAUGCUCAAUUACUUGAUGAGGGCAUUACAUUUCUGGUGGGUUCCAGAGGGCUGGUGUUCCGAAUACGAUAUCGACAUGGUGGACAGUAUUGGACGACGAAUGCGUUGAUGUAG